Molecule: messenger RNA, 739 nt
Organism: Capsicum annuum
Lineage: Eukaryota; Viridiplantae; Streptophyta; Magnoliopsida; Solanales; Solanaceae
Exons: 3
Coding region: 258-578 (106 amino acids)
Biological process (GO): developmental process
Source: RefSeq, a predicted model, not a curated record
AAAAUAAUAAUAAUAAUAUUAUUUUUCAUUAUUAAAAAGGAUGAUUUUCCAUCUUUGUUUUCUCUGUAAAGUUGUCGAUCCAAAUGUAGAUUAAUUAAUUGUAAUUUUUUAGUGAAAUCUAUGGUCCUUUCUUCAACUUAUCAUCAUCUACUUCUUCUUCCUUCCAAUAUUUAGUUUCUUGAUCUCAUAUUCAUAAUAUUAAGCAAAAAGUAGUAGUUAUUGUGAUAUAUUGAUUGGAUUUCUUUGAAGUAUAUACAAUGGGUGAUUCUUCAACUCAAUACAUCCACUUGGUGCAUCACUUGAUUGAAGAGUGUUUAUUGUUCAACAUGAGUAGAGAGGAAUGCAUGGAAGCACUCUCUAAACAUGCAAAUAUCCUGCCAGUUAUCACCUCCACAGUGUGGAAGGAGUUAGAGAAGGAGAACAAAGAGUUCUUUGAGGCGUACAACAAGAAAGACAAGAAAGAAGGAUCAACAACAACAAGUAAUAAUAGUAAAGAAUCUGAAAUAGAGAUAACACGACAGAGAGUAGACAAGUUGCUCUUGGAUUCUUCCUUUCCAAAAGACAAAAAUAGUAAUUAAUUAUCUCAUGUAUUAUAUUUUGUUAUGUCUUCCACAUGGUCUUAAUUUACUAGUAAAAAAGUCAAAAGCAGAUAAUAUAAUAUAAAGUCAUGUAAAUUUCGGAAUUUGAUGAAUAAUUCUACAAGCAACGAAGAGGUAAUAAAGGUGUGGGUUUUACUAUA